Molecule: messenger RNA, 1092 nt
Organism: Enterobius vermicularis (human pinworm)
Lineage: Eukaryota; Metazoa; Nematoda; Chromadorea; Rhabditida; Oxyuridae
Source: the annotation of a GenBank genome assembly
AUGACAACGUUCCCAGUACAACAGUGGAAUUUGGGAGUUGGCCCAAUUAUAUGUCAUGCUUGGAACGGCGAUCGUACACAAUUAGCGGUAUCACCGUCGACCAGUGUUAUACUCAUAUUCCAGUGGGAAAAAACACAGUGGAAAUUGAUCCACACUCUGACUGAACAUGAUCUUCCCGUGACAGGUUUAGACUGGUCGCCAAAGUCAAACCGGAUCGUCUCCUGCUCACAGGACAAGAAUGCAUUCGUUUGGACAGCAGAUGGAGAUAAAUGGAAACCAGAGCUUGUACUGGUACGCAUAAAUAGAGCCGCCACAGCUGUAAAAUGGUCCCCAGUGGAAAACAAAUUUGCUGUCGCCAGUGGGGCAAAGCUGGUUUCUGUCUGUUAUUAUGAAAAAGAAAACGAUUGGUGGGUUUCGAAACAGAUUAAAAAGCCAAUCAAAUCGACAGUUACCUGUAUUGAUUGGCAUCCAAACAAUGUAGUACUCGGUGUUGGUGCUUGCGACUUCAAGGUACGUGUUUUUUCUGCCUACGUCAAAGAAGUUGACGAAAAACCUAGCCCAAAUCCAUGGGGAAACAAGUUACCUUUUGGUGCACUGCUUGCUGAGGUGUCUAGUAGUGGCUGGAUACAUAGUGUAGCCUUCUCUCCUUCUGGCGCUCGUCUUGGGUUUGUGUCUCAUGACUCAGCCAUUGCUCUUAUUGAUAGCAACAAGUCGUUGAAGGAUGCAGUGCAAUUGAAAACCAAAUUUUUGCCGUUCACUUGUGUUAAAUGGGUUACAGAGAAUUCCCUUAUUGCAGGAGGCCAUGAUUGUUCACCAAUGUUAUUCACUUACCUAAAGGACGAACUUAAAUUUGUCACGAAGUUGGAUGUUCCUUCGGGUCAAAAAGCGGACAGUCAGAAGAGUGCUAUGCAGAAAUUUAAAAAUAUAGACCGAACUGCCGCUUCAGAAUCUGUCAAUGUUCAGUUGCCUACUCUACAUCAGAAUGCUAUCACUGAGAUAUUACCUCAUUCUGGGAAACCCGAUAAUGUACAGAAGUUUACAACGUGUGGAAUUGAUGGCUUGGUAGCUUUAUGGGAUCUCAAGGUAUGUUAA